AUGGCCAACAACCCAGAGCUGAACCGAGUGCAAAAAGCAAAAAGGCGUGUCGAAAAGGUCCUUGGAAUCCAGGCCGAUAAUUUGAUCUGCGCCGAUCAGCGAAGCGAACGGGGUCUUUCCAUCAAUACAGCCGAAGCUCUUGCUAUGGCCGCCUUGAAGAUGAGAAACUCGCCAAAUCUUGUUAGCAGCUUCAAAGACCUGCUGUAUGAAAACUGUCGUGCACGUGGGGAAAAAAAGCUUGUCAAUUCUGUAGAUAUCCAUAAGACCUUACAGUGCUUGGGGUUGGAUGGCCAAAAGGAGCGCAAGCGCCACAAAAGGUAUUUGGACUUGAUCAAAUCCUCGCACUACGUAGCCGACCCUUCACUGUAUGCGCAAAAAGUCGGUGAGCUCGAGGCAUCUAUUGCCGGAAUCACAAAGCUCGUCAAAAGCUUGGAAAACAUGGUCGUCAAAAGCCCGGAGCUCACCAGCUCACAGCAUAGGGCCGCUAUAGAAGGUUAUAACAGCACCCUUGAAACUAAGGUUCGGGAGCUCAAAGCCUGCCAAUCUGAAAUGGACAGGGUCAACCGAGAUUUGCGUAAUGCGGAGGUAGCCUUUAACCAGGCAGAACAGCUAGCGAACGAGGCGGCAGACGCGGAUAGGAAAGCCAUACUCGAGCAAAAUGCCACUGCAAUCUUGCUCGUAUCUUGGACAGUAUGCGCCCGGGGCAUUGAAGCCGUUGGAGCAUUAUCAAACGAUCAUCCUGAGAAAUUCCAAAAACUUUCAGAAGCGAGUCUCGCUGUAGCUUUGUUAUUAAAACCGGUAACGCCCCUAAGGUCGGAGGAAAAUGUAGUGGUUUGA
Molecule: messenger RNA, 837 nt
Organism: Pyricularia grisea
Lineage: Eukaryota; Fungi; Ascomycota; Sordariomycetes; Magnaporthales; Pyriculariaceae
Exons: 2
Coding region: 1-837 (278 amino acids)
Source: RefSeq, a predicted model, not a curated record